Molecule: messenger RNA, 2630 nt
Organism: Rhinolophus ferrumequinum (greater horseshoe bat)
Lineage: Eukaryota; Metazoa; Chordata; Mammalia; Chiroptera; Rhinolophidae
Gene: ULK3
Product: unc-51 like kinase 3
Exons: 16
Coding region: 113-1531 (472 amino acids)
Biological process (GO): peptidyl-serine phosphorylation; autophagy; protein autophosphorylation
Cellular component (GO): cytoplasm; autophagosome
Molecular function (GO): protein serine/threonine kinase activity; ATP binding
Source: RefSeq, a predicted model, not a curated record
GGGGGCAGCGUGGAGUCCCGCCUGCCGCUGCGCGUUCUUUUCGUCGGACUCCUGACCGGAACUAGCUCCUAAAAGAAGGAAGCGCCUGGUGGCUGGAGGCGGGGCGGCCGGGAUGGCAGGUCCCGGCUGGGGUCCCCCGCGGCUGGACGGCUACAUCCUCACCGAGCGCCUAGGCAGUGGCACGUACGCCACCGUGUACAAGGCCUACGCCAAGAAGGACACUCGAGAGGUGGUAGCUAUAAAGUGUGUGGCCAAGAAGAGUCUGAACAAGGCAUCUGUGGAAAACCUCCUGACAGAGAUUGAGAUCCUCAAGGGUAUUCGACACCCCCACAUCGUGCAGCUGAAAGACUUCCAGUGGGACAGUGACAACAUCUACCUCAUCAUGGAGUUCUGUGCAGGAGGUGACCUGUCUCACUUCAUCCACACCCGCCGGAUUCUGCCAGAGAAGGUGGCUCGGGUCUUCAUGCAGCAAUUGGCUAGUGCCCUGCAGUUUCUGCAUGAACGGAACAUAUCUCACCUGGAUCUAAAGCCACAGAACAUUUUGCUGAGCUCCUUGGAGAAGCCCCAUCUUAAACUGGCAGACUUCGGCUUCGCACAGCACAUGUCCCCGUGGGACGAGAAGCAUGUGCUCCGUGGCUCCCCUCUUUACAUGGCCCCUGAGAUGGUGUGUCAGCGGCAGUACGACGCCCGUGUGGACCUCUGGUCUGUGGGGGUCAUCCUGUACGAAGCCCUCUUCGGGCAGCCCCCCUUUGCCUCCAGGUCGUUUACGGAGCUGGAAGAAAAGAUCCGGAGUAACUGGGUUAUUGAGCUCCCCCUGCGGCCCCCGCUCUCCCGAGACUGCCGGGACCUGCUGCAGCGGCUCCUGGAGCGGGACCCCAGUCGUCGCAUCUCCUUCCAGGACUUCUUCACCCAUUCCUGGGUGGACCUGGAGCACAUGCCCAGUGGGGAGAGCAUGGCACGAGCAACUGCCCUGGUCGUGCAGGCUGUGAAGAAGGACCAGGAGGGGGAUGCCGUGGCCGCUUUAUCUCUCUACUGCAAGGCUCUGGACUUCUUCGUGCCGGCUCUGCACUACGAAGUGGACGCCCAGCGGAAGGAGGCAAUUAAGGCAAAGGUGGGGCAGUAUGUGUCCCGGGCUGAGGAGCUCAAGGCCAUCGUGUCCUCCUCUAAUCGGGCCCUGCUGAGGCAAGGGGCCUCUGCGCGAGACCUUCUCAGAGAGAUGGCCCGGGACAAACCGCGCCUCCUAGCUGCCCUGGAAGUGGCUUCGGCUGCCAUGGCCAAGGAGGAGGAAGCUGGUGGGGAGCAGGACGCCCUGGACCUGUACCAGCAGAGCCUGGGGGAGCUGCUGCUGCUGCUAGCAGCGGAGGCCCCAGGCCGGAGGCGGGAGCUGCUUCACAGUGAGGUUCAGAACCUCAUGGCACGAGCUGAGUACCUGAAGGAGCAGGUCAAGCGGAGGGAGUCUCCCUGGGAACCCGAGACCUUGGAUAAGGAGGGGCUGUCGGAGUCUGUUCGGAGCUCUUGCACCCUGCAGUGACCCCACAGGACACCCGCAGGUGGAGGAUGCACUCCCCAUGCUGCUGCCCAGGAUCCUGUGCCCUCUGCAACCUGGUGGAGCAGCCCUCCUGGGUGGGCAGUUCGGAGAUCCCCGACCCCUCAGGAUACUCUCCAGCCCCAAACGGUCUGACAGCCUGGGGGUGGGUGGUGGGUGUAUGUGCGCACGAGCUGGGAGCAUUAGGCCUGGCUGGGGGCCGGUGGUGGUGGUGGGGCGGGCGCUGGGAGAAGUGUUUCUUUCAUGUGACCUUGGUUAGUUGGUGCUUGCUGGGCCCUGAGCCCGUCAGUUUGGGAGCAUGAAGAUUUCUGUUUCUGCUCUGAGAAGAGGGCGAGGGCAGCGGUGCCCAGUGCCUACCCCUGUCCUUGCUGGGAGCCCUGAUUGCAACUCACAUCCAUUCUUGUGCUGGGCUGAGCACUCCAAGUCUACUCAGGGACACCUACCCCACGGUCUGCACUCAGAACUCCCCAGUCUUCCUGGGAGCUGAUUCUUGCCCACCCUCUCAGUAUUUUGAGAUAAUCCUUCAAACAUGAAAGUAAUAUACUUUGUUGUGGCGUGGCAAAUUGAAGAAACCCAUGCCUGGUUCCUGCUCUGGCCCAGGAGGCACCAGCGGAGGGGAGAAGUGCUCAGUGCUCAUUCCUCCUGCUCCGUCCCUUUUUGGGGAACACCCCCUACUUGCUGAAGAGCUGGUCCUGGCCUGGGAGAGAGCAGCAAGGGGGCUGCUAAGCCCUCAGGCUUCAGGGGCCUGGCAGCCCAGGAAACCUGCGACCUGGCUGCUCCCCCAGUGUGUGCCCCGGGCAAGCGCCUUCCCCUUUCUGAGCCUGAGUUUCCCCAUCUGUCCAGCGGGGUUGCUAAUAACUCUUCAGCCCCCAAUGUGGGCUUUUAGGAGGAUAAAGUGACUUUUACCUGGAGAAGAUUGUACACAUCUGGAGUUGUUUGGGGCAUUCUUUCCACAACUCAAAGGGUGUUGGUGAUUUCUAAAUCCUCCGCCCUUCAGCGCCUCCUUGGGAGAGUCAUCUGUCUGCCCUACCAGAGGCCCAUGUGGAGUGUCCGUCAUUGUUUCCCUAUUAAAUUAUUUUCUGAA